UGCUUUUCAAAGCACACAGUGUGCUAGUGCUAACUCCUGUCUGCCAGCGGUGGUCUGCCCUCCUCUCACACUUCUGCCCGGGUCUGGGGUCGUGAAUAAUCCCCUUUCAGCCUGUCGUUUGUCAGCACCUGGUGGCCUUUGGACGAGGACGGUGAGAAACCUUCAAUUAAGCUUAAUUUAUAUUCAAAGUGAGACGUCCAGCUUUACCUGUAUGUGCCUGAGAGUCUGACCCACGUCUGUUCGAUGGCUACCUCAGGCUCCACCUUUUCUGCCUCCACCGCCACCACCGUGCCUGAGGGUUUCCAUUAUGAAACCAAGUUUAUUGUGCUCAACUACCUGGGAAUGCUGCCUGUUGGUAGAUCACAGGCACAAACAGCAAGUGAAGGAGAAGCCCAGACGGAGAGAGAGAGGACAUCAGUGAUAAAGGAGCAGAUAGAGGACCAACUGAGACAACUGGAAGAUGAAAUCGCUGCCUCUGUUUCCACAACAGGCUUCGACCAGCACACAUCUCCGGUGUUCUAUCCUGUCAACCCUGAGACCUCGAUUGAAGACUGUCUGGCUGCAGUGGGAGACCGGGUGGCCAGAGACCUCGACACACACCUGGCAGCAGCCGUACACACACUCCUCGCAGGGAGCCUGAACUUCCAGAGAUUCAGAGACACAACAUUUGAUCUCUCAGCACACACACAGGGAGGCUGGAGCAAGGUGUUAGUACCUUUGGUAUUGCUCCAGGCUUUACAAAGCGAGGGACAUUCACUUACAACUCUGUUAGAUCUCGGCGUUCGCUUCCUGGAGGAGGAUGAAGCUGGCUUCAUCAUCCAGCAGGGGGGAUGGGGGGAGAUAUUCAGCCUCGAGUCGGAGGAGGAGCGAGGUGUGACCAUCGCUGAAGACAGCAACGACAUUUACAUCCUCUCAGGAGAGCAGCAUCCCGACCAGCUCAGCCCCCCCUCCUCGCUGCUCUGCACAGGAGACAACAGCAGCGGGCAGAGCUCCUGGCAGACGGAAAGCUUACCUGUGUCUCUGGCCGGCCACGAGUCGUGGGCACAGGUCGCUGCGAUGGACCCCGAAGACGUGAAGAGCCUGGACAGCAACGAGGGCGUCGCUCUGGCCGAGGAGCGCAGCGAGAACAACUCCUCCAACUCGGACAUUGUCCACGUGGAGCGCGAGGAGGCCGAGCUCCUGGAGGAAGGCGGAGAAGUGGGAGCGAUAGAUGACAGCAUGAUGAGCGUUUUAGGCACAGAGAGUGAUCUGGCCGAGCUCAGGGAAGAAUUCAGGGACCAGACUCCUCCAGUUCCAGAGCCAGCCGAGCUGGACUCCACCACCCCGGCUUCCCUGCUUUCAUUAGAGGAGCCGGUCGUCAUAGAGACCCCUACAAUCUUGUCGGCAGAGCCCUCCCUCACCUCCUCAGAACCAGAGCUGCUCCCUCCAGUCCAAGAAUCUGCAGCCCCCCCUACCUCUGAGCCAGAACCAGCAGCACCUUUAUCUGUUCCUGCAGUAGAACCAGAGCCUGAGCCAGAACCAGCUGCUGCCGCUGCCCCAGUGCUUGCUGAGGUAGCUCCCCCGUCUCUAGCCAAGGAAACCCCCGUUGUACCAGCAGAGCUUGAAGUCACCUCAGAACCAGCUCCUGAACCAGAGCCGGAGCCAGAGCCCGUCACAGUGCCUCCUCAGCCAGAACCAGACACUGCAGCAGGGCCAGAGGGCCUGCAGGCUGAACCUCCUGUCCCAGAGGCCCCUGCAGAGGAGCCCCCAGCGGCGCCAGAGCCAGACGCAGAGCUCCAGGUGCUGCUGUACGGAGGAGCUGCUCUGGUGGCCAUCUUCGCUGUCCUGGCGUACGGAAUCAUAAGCUACAGGAGGAAGUAGAAAAGCAUCCUACUCAAGAGAGGGAAAGCAGAAAACCUGAGGUUAAGAUAGAAAAUAAAAGUACUAGUACACACAUGGUGGGACUCUCUUUACAAAUUAUGUUGGAUAUCAUACAAGGCUGCAAUUUGUUUUUUAAUCUGUGAAAACACAACAUCACAGCAGGGAGUCCAGGCUGCUUCAGUGCACCGGCUGCAGACACAGAACGAGGGGACACACUCCACAGUUCUCCUCACUUUUGAUGUCUUCUCUUCUAAAUGUUUUGGGUUAACUUUCAAGUGUUUUUUGAAUUCUUAAAACUGCAGCUCACCAUUACCAACUGUUAAGAAGAGCGUGGACUUUAAUCCCGCCUCUGCUGGUUUCGGUUUUGGUUGUGUCAGUGGCUCUCUGUUCAGAUUUCAAACGUAGGUGAAGUGAUUCAAACAAACCGCACAACCCCUCCCUCAGCUAAAGUCUACAGUCCACAUUAACUGUUGCUCUGUCUCCUUUGCAGUUAUGUUUUCUUUCUCCCCCUCCCUCCCUCCUCUCUCACUGUGAUGAUAAUCAAAAACUCUGAUAAACAAAACCCAGUGUGUCGUCUGCUGAUGAAUCCUGUGAUUUGAUUUCAUGAGUCAGACUUCUGACUCUUAAGAGGGAUAUUACAUCAGGGUUGUAAAAUUUUAAACUUGAACAUGAUACUAAUAAAAAUCUAAAAACUAAGAAACCACAGCAGGGUAAUCAAAUUAAGCUGUCACUGUCUAAAUUACACUAAUUCAAUGAAACUUUUCCAACAAAUGUGUGCAGUUCAGACAGUUUGCUUGCUGUUUUUGAUGCUUCAUUCGGCUCCUGUCUUCUGAAUUCGACGUACUUUAAGUUUUGGUACAGAAGUCCUGAACAGACAAACAUCCAUACACUUUAGUUAACUCAGUUUUCCAACGAUAUCGAGUGAGUUUCGGUUGUUUUCUGGAGAUUUGGACUUAAUUAUCCGUUAUCUCGGACACUAUCUCAAGGACUAAACGCUGCUUUUCCCUUUAAUAACGACUUAACUUCAGAUCUCAAAGAAAAGGCUUUAAUGAGUCUUUACCUCGAGAAACUUAAAUGUAUUGUUUCAGCUCAGCGCUUUAGCUGUGUUGGUACUUUAACGAUAAAUCAUUAAAAUAAGAUUAUUCUUUACUGCACAAGUGAUUCUUGUCCCUUUUCAUGCAACAUGUUUGAGUUUUAAUUUGAAGAAAUGAUGUAUGUUAAUGUCCUGAGAUGAUCUUUGCAAUCGUCACAUAUAAAUCUUUAAACACUUGUUAGGUCCAACACAGCUCUUCAAAACAGUAACAAGGAGUCUAGUCAUGAUGCAAUCAAUGUCUGUCCCCCUCUUCAGAUUCACAACACUGCUUUCAGUUUCAACCCACUGAGUCUUCACUCUCCAAAGUACAGUGAGGACAGCACCAAGUUUAAGCUUAAUGGAUUUCAUUAUUUAAUGCACCUGAUGGAAAACAUAGCCUCUCCAAUCGAAGACCCCCUUUUCUUUUCUUUUUAAAAUCUUUACCUAAAAAUGGUCCCGGUGUCUCCAGUUAGGAUUCCAUCUCCCUGAGAGGAAAAGGGCACCGCAGUAGGACAGUGUGAGGUAGUGUUGAAGUCAAGACCACACCAACCAAGACCAGAGUCCUCUGAGACCGAGUCAAGACUUUAAGGAUCACAGACAAAGACUUCCGAUUCUGAGUCGAGACUGAAACUGAUGUUGAGUACAACACUAGUGUGAAGUAUUAAAAACAGAAAGUGGGAUAACCUGCAAACAUCAAAACGGCCUCACAUUGUUUGUAUACCUUCAUGAAUGAAGAUGUUAUAAGAACUGUUUUUUAGAGUCGCUCCAGCAAGAACGGUUCAUAUUAGGGAUGUCAUGAUACCAGAUUUUAAACUUCAGUACGAUACGAUUUCAAUACCACGGCAACAAAAACCGAAGUCUAAAUACUCUGUUAUUUCUUGUUUUUGAAAAACUAUGGUUUAAAUUGCACAAAAAUAUGUUGGCAACAAUCUUAUUUGUGCAAUUUAGACAGUGUGCCUGCCAUUUUGAUGAAUUCAUCUCCAAAGCACCACAUGGUAUCAGAGGAUUAAAAGUACAUUUAUGCAUGACUACAUCUCCCAGCUGCAUAAACUUCAGCGGUCACCAUCGAGCCGAUCGUCAGGGAGCAUCAGCUUAGUUUCCACAGAAUGAAAACCCCUCACUGGAAUUUCCCCCGGCCUUCCCCACAUUAAAUUAGAUUUUUUAAAAGUGUGUUUUUCUCCCGUUUAAGGAAUCAUCUCCCAGAGUUUAUCCGUAUGAGUUAGUAAUUAAAAACCGCCUCACCACUUCAAUAUUUUGAUUAUGUUUUGAGGAACGUGGGGAUGCAUCACCGUGAAAAUUCAUGAAAAUAUUUGAUGCAGAAGGGAUGUUUCCAUGUUAGAGGUAGUGACACAUGAGGACUCUGUUCCUGCUUUAAAGGGAAACAGUUCAGAGCAGGACAGAUGUGAGAAGGUCCCAAACAUGACAUUUUGUACCCUGAGUUUCCUACAGCUCUGUUUGAGAUGAGAAUAAAGGAUUGAAAUAUU
Messenger RNA from Labrus mixtus (cuckoo wrasse), 4416 nucleotides. It is a transcript of the gene bcl2l13, whose product is annotated as BCL2 like 13. Gene Ontology annotation, biological process: apoptotic process; regulation of apoptotic process. The transcript has 7 exons. Lineage: Eukaryota; Metazoa; Chordata; Actinopteri; Labriformes; Labridae. Gene Ontology annotation, cellular component: mitochondrion. Bases 244 to 1860 code for a protein of 538 amino acids. The record is from RefSeq and is a predicted model, not a curated record.